ACGUGAACCUUCGACAUGUUAAAGUGGUAGCUUACUGCGCCCUCGCUACCUGAUGUCUCCCAAGCUCCCAGAAUCACCUCCUGGAAUACCGCCAUCCGACGAUGUCAUCUCCUUCGCCGUCCAGGAGAUCUGUCGAUAGCUUCGAAUCCCUCCAGUCUCCGAGCUCGCAACGCAAUCAGUACCCUUUCCCUCAACAUGAUAGACCAAAUUCCACGGGUCGAUACAACCCAAGCCGUGGGCGCCGGGGGUCGACGGCGAGCUCUAUACACUCGAUUCACUCCCUGAGCUCAGUCGGUGGCGCCCUGGACACAUCAUCGCAAAGCAGGAUGGGCUCGGUGAAAGAGGUCGGACAAAACGCUUCUGGCGCCUCAGGGCAUAAACCCCCUUCUGCAAAGGACAUACCUCCCGUCACCCUUACCAACAUACCUCACAUCGAUUCUACCGCGUUCAACUCGUAUUUGUCUCAAGUAGGCUCGCUAUACGACGCUUUUCAGAGGGCAAAGGCAGAAACAGAUGGCGGCUCGUCCCAGAUAUUUAAGAGGGAUUCGGAUAAGAAAGAGGAGUUUGAUGAGAUAGUGGAGAAAGGGUUACAACGGGACCAUGCAGUCACUCCACCACUUACCAGGCCUUCCAUAGCCGCUUUGUCUCCUGGGGCGUCACCACAGCCAAGGCGACGUUCAAGCGGAGGCGUUUCUAGGCGAAAUCUCAACGCCGUGACACCGUUAUCAACAAUACCGAACGUCUAUUUCGAUGACAAUUUCCAUCUUGAGAACCCACGCACAUUUGACAUUGUCAGCGAGCGGUCCGAGGUCAUUCGACAGCCACAAACUAGAAGUGAUACGGACUCAAAUGGUGCGAAUGGCAGAUUGGAGAGUCCACAGCCUCCUGGCAGGAAAGCUCUGGCAAGCAAUGCUAUUCUACAGGAAAAACUCUCGUGGUAUAUGGACACUGUUGAGGUUCAUCUUAUCUCCUCUAUUUCCACUGCGUCUACUUCCUUCUUUGCUGCUCUCGGCUCCCUCCGAGAGUUGCAAUCCGAGGCUGCAGAGUCCGUUUCGAAGAUCAAGUCUCUGAGAGAGGAUCUGAGCAACUUAGAUCGCCAGAUGGCCGUUGGAGGUCUGAAAAUCAUUGAUAUGAAGCGACGGCGAGAAAAUCUUAGAAAACUCACAGACGCAACGGACCAGCUGCAGAGCGUCAUGCAAGGCUUUUCCCAUUGCGAGGAGCUGAUUGACAGAGGCGAACUUGAGACCGCUAUAACCCGGAUAGACGCCCUGGAAAAGCUUAUAGCAGGAGAUUUAAACAUCACAGAUCCAUCUACAGUAUUAUGGCUCCAGCCACAUCUACCAAGUAGGCUCGUAGAUCUACGUAGUCUCAAGGCCUUCGAUGGGCUAGCAGAAGGCAUACAACAACUAAGAUCUCGCAUCGGUAAAGGAUUCGAAGCCAGGUUUUUGGAGACCCUGCUAGUUGACCUACGUCAACAUGUUCAAAGCGUGCCACAAAAGGACACUCUCCAACGCUGGGCAUCUGCUUCCCAAAGAUCUCGAGGCAACCACAACAGAAUGCAGUCUAUAUUACCAGCAUACAUGAAAACGAAUGAGACAUUCCGUUCAGAUUUGCGGGCAAAUCUGAUAGGUCUCAGCGCGUCUAAUUACACUACCAAAGCAGCGGCAGCUUUCAGAGAUGCCAUUGUCAGGGAAAUGAAAGUCCUUAUUCGACACCACCUCCCGAGCGCGUCAGAUGAUGACGCGGAAUCUGUCACAUCAGUAUCGACCCGGAGCAGUCGCUUGCACAGCCAGCAAGAUAAAUCGUCUAUUCUUUCUCGAAACCUCCGGGCUCUUGAUUCCGCCGAUGCCGAAGAGCUUUUUGUCAAAAUCUAUUCGGAUGUUGGGGAGGCAUUGCGCCGACUCAGUAUUCAAGUAAAAGUGCUGCUCGACGUCACAAGCGGUGUCGGAACGCCUCCGCCGUCCGCAGGUGGUACUCGCUCGCCUCCUAGAAGCCCUAAUCUGGGAAGCAUUGAUGGAUACAUGAACGCGCGGGGUCCGAUCUUAGAGUCCAGCGAUCUUCAGGAAGAGUUAAUGCAAGCCCUGGACAUGUCCAGUCUCUUGGGUCAAGCUGUCGAUGCGGCUCAGACUCAGAUCACAAAAAUAUUGAGAGUGAGAUCGGAAGGAACUACUCAUCUGGAGCUCCCUAGAUUCCUGCGGUACUUCAGUCUAAACAGGUUGUUUGCGGACGAGUGUGAGGCCGUAUCGGGCCGGUCGGGUGCAGCAUUGAAAGGUGUUGUCAAUGAUCACAUCGGCCAGUUUGUGUCUCUGAUGGGAGAAACUGAAAAACAGCGACUCAACCAAGUCAUGGACUCAGAUCGAUGGAAAGCAAAGGAUUUCGGAGAUUCAAACAACGACGUCUUGUUGCGAAUAUUGCAAGGAAUGACUAGUGAUCCCGUAAUCUGGUCAAAGAGUUCAAUGAUUUGGGAAGACAUCGAUCUUGCAAUGAACGGCACAGCGACCCUGGACACCAAUGGAAACUCCAAGGAGAAAUCGCAAGGUCCAAGCCACGCAAUAGUAGACGAAGAAAGAUACGUGGUCAGCGCAUCGGCGGUCGCGGCUCUGAAAGGUGUCGAUAGGUUCGAGAAUCUCAUCGCCGCGAUACCCAGUAUGACCGCGGAAGUCUCGGUGUUGAUUUGCGAUUAUCUCAAAUUGUUCAACUCUCGACUAUGCCAACAGAUCCUUGGAGCUGGAGCAAUACACAGCGCAGGACUAGAGAAUAUCAACACUCGACAUCUUGCAACUGCUUCCCAAGCUUUGAGCUUCAUGAUCGCGAUUCUGCCAUACGUUAGAGAAUUCGCACGGCGACAUUCACCCAGUUCUCGGGCUUCAAUUGCUGAGUUUGACAACGUCAAAAGACUGCUGCAAGAUCAGCAGGUCAGCAUCCACGAUAAGCUUAUCGAUAUAAUGAGCAACAGGGCUGCCGUUCAUGUAAAGAAUUUGAAGAAAAUAAUUUGGGAUGAGGAUACUGCACGACAAGUCAGCCCCAACAUGGAAACUUUGACGAAAGACACCCUUACGCUUCACAAAGUCAUCAGCAGGAUCUUGUCGGAUACGUCGGUUCGCAUGAUCAUGUUGCCGGUGUUUGUUAGCUACCGGGAGCAAGUUGGCAAGGCAUUUUCCGAUGCAGUGGUCAAGACGGCGGCCGGUAAAUCGAGGCUCCUCCGCGACGCCCAACUGUUUGACUCGAUGCUCGGUCAAAUCGACGGGGCCGGAGACACAGGGCCCUACCUUAUCCGCUUGGUCAAUGAGAAGACGACAGAAACUCCUACCCCACCACCGGUCCCUUCUCAUGCUGGUGAUAGUGGUGGCAGGUCCUCACCGGAGAAGCCGGCCGUGACGAACGGAACUGAAGCUGCUUCAUGAUGAGUGGAGUAGCUUCCUGUAGUACAGUAAUAAGAUCACAAGAUCUGCACUUUCGACUCUUGAAAAAAGCUGAGAUUGUGAUGUUUUCUAACCGCGGACUGCACAUGGUAAAGAAUACUGAAGGCUACAAAGCCGAAAUGCUUUCCGUGACCUCGACAGAGGUGGAUGGCGUGUAGCUAACUACCAGCUUAACAGUAUGACAUACGAU
This is a messenger RNA of Mytilinidion resinicola, 3612 nucleotides long. RefSeq names its product Vps54-domain-containing protein. Gene Ontology annotation, molecular function: syntaxin binding. Bases 102 to 3404 code for a protein of 1100 amino acids. NCBI's taxonomy places the organism in Eukaryota, Fungi, Ascomycota, Dothideomycetes, Mytilinidiales, Mytilinidiaceae. The record is from RefSeq and is a predicted model, not a curated record. Gene Ontology annotation, cellular component: GARP complex. The transcript is spliced from 3 exons. Gene Ontology annotation, biological process: Golgi to vacuole transport; retrograde transport, endosome to Golgi.